Babesia bigemina is the source of this 297-nucleotide messenger RNA. RefSeq lists its product as hypothetical. Bases 1 to 297 code for a protein of 98 amino acids. The record is from RefSeq and is a predicted model, not a curated record. The transcript has 2 exons. NCBI's taxonomy places the organism in Eukaryota, Apicomplexa, Aconoidasida, Piroplasmida, Babesiidae.
AUGACUACAAGCGACCCCCAUGCCGUGUUCCAUCUACUCGAGCUGGACCUGCCGGCAGGCGAUAGAGGGACCAAGCGCUACUUGUACGGCGGAGUUGCUGUCAAAGGCUGCGUUCCUCGGCUGGUUCGCCUGCGGAACAUCCAUGACUACGAGAGCGAGGUGUUUCAGGCAUCCGCGCAGGUGGUCUACGGGCGGGGCGGUCAUACACACAGCGACUCCGUUCGCAUCGCGCUGCCGAUGACUGCCGCAGCGGUGACCAUAGACAACGACCAAAUCAAUCCUCGCUGGCCCGUAUAG